Lytechinus variegatus (green sea urchin) is the source of this 2998-nucleotide messenger RNA. RefSeq names its product neuropeptides capa receptor-like. Gene Ontology annotation, molecular function: G protein-coupled receptor activity. Gene Ontology annotation, biological process: G protein-coupled receptor signaling pathway. NCBI's taxonomy places the organism in Eukaryota, Metazoa, Echinodermata, Echinoidea, Temnopleuroida, Toxopneustidae. The transcript has a single exon. Gene Ontology annotation, cellular component: plasma membrane. The coding region runs from base 1560 to 2861 and encodes 433 amino acids. The record is from RefSeq and is a predicted model, not a curated record.
AAAUUCCCAGGUAUGCCUUUGUGUUUGAAAACCAACCAACGCCAAUGCUCUUUUGCUCAGGACAUCCUCAUAUAUCCCAGUGACCCACGCUCAUCUGUGAUUGGCUAAAAAUCACUCAAUGAACUCCAAAUCCAGGGAAAGAGAGAUACGAUGAUCAUACAUGAGCGUGCAUGCUUGUUGAGCUACGCCCAUCUUACGUGACGUCAUAUCACAGUUGUCUCAAUUGAAAUCGAACCUCUUUUCCAGAUCUGUCAUUGACGAGUGAAAGAGGUGUUCCAACCUUAGUUUCGGACCGUGAAGUAUUUAUUUCUGAUCAGGAAAGAAAACUAACGGCUGUCAUUCGAUGAUGCUAGUCAUUUUGCAAGACAUAUGGUGUGGUGCUUCAUUUGGGAAUGUGCAUCGUUGCAACACCAUUUUCAUCAAAGAUAAUAUUCGUUGAAAAUGAGGAUUCCAACUCUUUAGCAUUGUAGUUUUUCCUAAAGUUUGUCCGAAAAUACUACAAUCGCUUUAUAGCAUGAGAUUGACAGGAGUCAUUGGUCACAUCCUCACCCGCAGUGCUACCAGAACGAUUUAUGGAGGAACAGGAAAAUUACUAAUUAAAAAAGGACAAUUUUGUUGGUAAUUGGACAUAUGGCGGGAAUUUCUUUGUAAAGGUGGUAUCGAUAUCAACAUUUAUCGUGCCAUGUCGUCUGCCCCAAUGUUCCCUCUCUCAUGGAGUGUUAAUGAGUAAAUUGAGAAGUGGUGCGUGCUCUUGUAUCAUAACAUUUAUAUAUCAACUUCGGAGGAUAUCUCUUCUGUAGAAGGUCCUAUGGUAAUUCAGUUUCUCGGCAACGAUUGAGAGGAUUACUUGAAAAUCAACCUAUACUCAAAGGAUCUCAAGGGUACAAUUGUUAUCAUAUUCACUGAGUGACUAACGAGGCUGGCAGUGUCUUAACAUCAUCGCUGUGUUACAAAAAUAAACCAGAACAUAGAAUUGCUAUAUCAAUUUCGGCUAAAUUGAUUUCUCUUAAUGACGGUGAAGAAAAAAUUUAGAGCAUCGGGGAUUAUAAAUCUUAAUAACCUGAUGUCACAACAACCAUUAGUAGGCGUCUUAUUACUAGUAUUUCGAAAGGUAUAUCGUCUGCUUCAUUGAGGAUUGCAUAGAGAUUUGAUAAAGCGAUAACUGAUCUUGAAGGCGGUGGAGUGCAUUAGAUUCGAAAUGAUAAAUACAGUUGAACAAAUCUUGCAAUGCGUAUGGUAUAAAUACAUGUACUAACAAUCUGACAUUAUCUUCUACUCUUGGUUCGUCAGCGUUGAUAACUAGAAUGCAAACCAGUUGGAUAUCUUUACUAAUUGGUGUAUUUAGUCUUUACUGUUGACCUCGAUCUGAAACAAUACAGUUUGAAGAGAAACACGAUAUUAUGUCAUAACAUUAUGUAUCUUACUUGGUAAAUUUGGAUUGAACAUAUUGCAUUAGAAUUCGUGAGGAGUAAAAAGGGAUCAGUUCUGUUAUUCAAUGUGUUGACGAUAUACUAAAGUGAUAGUUCCUGGAUACUACUUGAACUGCGUAUGAUUAACUGAUGCAACAAAUCUUUAUGUCGUCCGAAGAGCAUUUGGUUCUCAGGAAAGAGAAUAUUUUGCACAAUACCUUCACAAUGUCUGAGGGGGGCGUUUGUCCACCUGGGGUGGGUGUCUAUGAUAUUCGCAAUUAUUCAGUUGCAGAGGCAGACACGUUUCUCUAUCAACCAGGUGAAGUUGUUCUCAUCACGAUCGUCAUGCCAAUAAUCUGGGCCAUCGGAGCUAUCUCCAACAUCGCCUUCAUCUUCGUCGUCGCCCGCAUCCGUCGCAUGCGUACCGUUACCAAUUAUUAUCUCCUCAAUCUUGCCUUGGCUGAUAUCAUGUUUUUAUGUUUUGCAGUCGGAGAUAAGGUAGGUCGGUAUGCUGCGUCUCCGAUCUACAACGACCAGUACGGCUUGAAGACAGUAGGAUGCGUCCUUCUCAACUACUUCGUACAACUCUCCUAUUAUGCAUCCAUCUUUUUAGUAACCCUGGUAACGCUUGAGAAGUACUAUGCUGUGUGUCGACCGGUUCAGCAUCGGCUCAUCAGUGGACGAAAACGAACAAUCCGGACCGUAGCGGCGGCAUGGUUGUUAGCCACUGCCUUCGCGCUCAGCCUUAUUCCUGGAUGGUUUAAGUGGACCCCUCUCUGCUUCUUGUGGCCUGAUGACGAAAAGUACGAGUCCUUGCCAAAUCUGUCCGGCUACUGCCUACCAAUAUCUGACAUUUUCUUAUCAAUAGGGAACGGCCUGCAGACCAUCCCGUUUUUCGUCGUCAUGAUCCUUAACUUCCUCAUGUACGGACUUAUAAUACGCGCUGUCAACACGCGCGUAGCGGUACGCGAAAAUCAACUCGCGUCAACAGCUGUGCGUAGUAUUCAGAUGCGUAAUCAAGUGGUACGCAUGCUCAUCGUAAACGGCGUCAUCUUCUUCAUUUGUCUGGCUCCAUACCAGUGCUCAUCUUUCGCUAUGAUGAUUACAUCAGCCACUGAGAAUUACGUUUUAUCCGGGGAUCAGGUAGAGAAAGUUAUGUGGACAGGUAGAAUCCUCUCCUAUGUCAACUCUGCCAUCAAUCCAUUCGUGUACACCUUCGUCAACCCAAGGUACCGGCACGCAUUCUUCGAAGCUUUCGCUUUCUGUCCGUCCAUUAAACGACAUCUGGUGAAGAAAGCUAAGAUGGAAGAAAAUGGAUCGAGUAACAUCAGCAUGGACCAAUCUGCAACCAUCAAGCGAACACAAAGCCGCAAAGAGUCAACUGCUACAACAGAUUCUCAGAUCUCACAGAUUGACACUGCGCCGGUUGUUGCACACGACGUUGCCAUCUGAUUUUUUGUAGACAUUGGUUAUUUUUGUAUAAACUUGAUAAAAUUGUUAAAUUUUAUAAUUUCGAAACAAGUAUAUACAUAUAUAUAUCAUACGAGAGUAUGUUCGUCGUAAUGGGGCUGGUGUAUGACUCGUUUUAC